UCGCUCCAUCUCCCUCGCACGCUUUUCGCUGUGCUGUGAAUUUCUUUUUUUUUUUAUUUGUAUUAAGCAAAUUGUUUAAACAAAUUGCAGAAACUAGGCCUUGAUGGCGGUGUAAUCGAAUAUCAGUUGUAAACAAACGAAGUAAAAGGGCGGGAAGUGCGACAUAAACAUUGGGGAUUCCGUAUUUGCAACAUGAGUGCGACCAAUCAGCGAGUCAACAACAACAACAUGGCGCACCUGCAACAAAAAUCUUCAUGUUGACGUCAACAAAGUGAAAUCCGAUCAAAGAAUCGAACCGAUAAACAAGACACAAGAGGAAGAAUCACGGAUUGCCAGGUGAAGAGGAAAUUCCGAGGACGAGGAUCACCAGGAUCACCCCCAACCCCAUCCAGACCAUUCAGAUCAGGAUGUAUUCCGAGUGGGCCUCGUUGUCGGCCCAAAUCACGGCCAACAGCUGCGGUGCGCAGUGCUUCAGUGUCCUCAAUAAAUUUCCUGCCUCCGCCGGACGCGAAGUGGUCGUCUCCGUUGUCAAGCAGCUGGGCACCAACUUGGGAAUCACCCAGAACGCAGAGCCCAGUCACCUGGUUAAGGACGAGGAGGUAAAAUGGUGCAUGGACGUAAUCUGCUUUGGACUCUCGCUGCCGCUGCAGGAGCACGAGACGAUCAAGGACUGCGUGAACGUGUACUGCGAAUGGCUGACGGCGCUGCAUCCGCAGCCUAGGAUUAGUGUGCCUAAGCCGAUCUGUGAGGAUGCCAAUCUAUAUGCCCGCCAGAUCAUCAACCACUUCCACAACCUUUUUGUGCCGCGCCAGGGCGAAAUCUUGCCAUUUCUAUACCAAACCACGCUUGGUGCAGACACUAUUAAACGGCAGGCAGUUCUUUGCCACCGGGUGCUUCGAACUCUUCAGCAAACUGCUCAGAUAUCGCAGCUGAUGGACCGGCAGACGUGGGAUACCCUGCUCCUUUUUCUACUGGCUAUCAAUGAGAUCCUGCUGGCUCCACCCACUGUUAAGGACGAUGUAGGUGAUCAGCUGUGCGAGCGGGUGCUCUCGGUGCUCUUCGAGGUGUGGCUUUUGGCCUGCGUUCGAAGCUUUCCAUCACCGUCGAUGUGGAAGACUUUGCAGGAGUCAUGCGCGAUGUGGAGACACCGAGUUGCCCUUGUAGACCAAUGGAAUCGGGUUAAUCUGGCCCUUACCGCUCGGCUACUGGAGUUCAGCUAUGGUCCCGCGUUUCCCCAGCUCAAAAAUGCCGACGAGGAUGGCCAGCUGAUACCAAUUGGCAUGUCCAACGACUGUGUGGCCCAGACCUGGUAUCGCUUUCUACGGAUGAUUGGCAAUCCUACGGCCCUCUGUUCACCGCAUAUCAUCAGCAAAUCAUCGCACUUUGUGCAGUGGGCAUUGACCCAUGAAAAGGGCGCCGAGACGCAUCAGCAUCCUUGCCUGCAGCAACUGCCGCAGAUCUUCCUCAAUGCAAUGAAGGGCAUCUCCAGUCAGGUGGAUGCAUUUCUGGGCGUUUAUCAGCCGCCGCCGCAUCAAACGGAAGGUGUGGUGACGAAUCUGCUGGAAAUCCGGCAUUCGCUCAACGAGGCCACCUCCACAACCCUUCAGCAGUUCAUCCAUUCGAGCAGCGCAACGAAUAUAGCCAACAACAACCAACAGAACCAACAGAGCCAUCACCAUCAUCAUAUCCACUAUCCGCAUUUGCACUUACAUGGUGCCGGCAGCUUUCUGCGGGACAAUUUCAUGAGUAACUCGGCCAGUUCCGCUCUGAACGCCAUCAUGGGUCAUCAUGGCAGCCACCACCAUCACCAGCAUCAGCAGCAACAGCAGCUCCAGAUUAGUGCCUCGCCCACCAGCAGCCUUUCCACGGGCGGCAAUUCAGCCGUGGGCAGUACAAGUGCCGGUGGCAGUCACUCCGCCGGAGUCGUCGGCAGCAUCUCCUUUGGCACCACUGAAACGGCCGCAAUGGGUCUAACUGCCACCGCCACGCCCACACCGCCCCUGCAGCGACGUCUAGCCAAAAGCUUCAGCGUGGCGCCCACCAUCACACAGCAGAAGGGCUUGAGCAAGACCUCGCUUAUUGGCCUCACCGGCGGCGGUGCACGCAAUGCGAUCAGCAGCAGCACCACCACCUCCAGCACCAUCGCUGCCAGCACCACCAGCGGUGCCUCCUCCUCCUCCUCCACGGUUGCCAUCGGUGGCUCUGGCGGCGGAGCGGGAAUCCCCGCCGGUCCGGGAAUACCCGGCAGUACGGGAACGGGCGCGGGUGGCGGAUCCGCUCCAGUCCCAGUGCCCACAACUCCCACGUCCACGUCGGGUCCGCCGUCGGCGAGCAGCAGCAUCAACUCUCUGCCGCUGACUUCAAUGGGAGCUGGCGUUGAGCUGGCCGUGGCCAGGCCCAAGUGCAACAGCAUUCUCCAUGUAUUCCACGAGUGGCUCUUCGAGGCGGCGCACAUCGGCGGCGACACUUGGCGUCAGAACCGCAAGAAGCAAGCAUGCGAGGCCAGUAAGCGGCCGUCGUCGAUGAUCAUGGAGCAUCGAAAGGGAUCGAUUUCCCUGUCGCAGCCCAACUCCCUGAACGAUCCGCAAUCGCUGCCGCCCACAUUGACUAUCGAUAAGUAUGAGUCCGGAAGGGCAGAGGCCAUUGGAACGCUGUGCAAGAUCUUCUGCGCGAAGAAGACGGGCGAGGAGAUCCUGCCCGUCUAUCUGGCUCGCUUCUACAUGGCUCUGCAACAGUGCCUGAAGAUCACAGAGUCGCGGGAGUGCGACGAGACGUUGGCCAGCAUUCUGCUGCACUCGAGUGACCUGUUCCGCUUAGAUCUUGAUGGGAUCAAUGUGCUGCUGCCAGGCUUCAUUGCUGCCCUGGAAAUCGUACUGCCCGAUAAGGACCUCAAGCUGAAGACACAGUCGAUGGUCUUCAAUCGCACCGAGCUGCGCCGCUCGGCCAUCAACAUUCUGCUGUCGAUCAUGGUGCUGCCGUUGCACUACCAGACGCUGCCCAUCAGGGAUCUUACCAGCGAAACGAGCGAGAAAAUGUUCACCUUCAUCCAGCUGAAGUCGCGGCUGAUGAACAUCCUGAUGAAUGCCCUACAGGUGGAAACGGAUGCCCAAAACACGCACAUGCUUCUGGGUGGCCUGCUGCUUUGCGUCCAGGAUGCAGUUACCUUCGAGGAGACAGAACUGGGUGGCGGCAAUGCCAAUCUCUCGCACAAUUCCAGUGGUGUUCAGCACCAUGAGGCGAAUCUACUGAGUUCCGCGUGCUCGGAGCGUUCCGCUUCGCUGGUCAGCGCUGGCACGGCCAGCUUGGGUGGCCAGACGACGGCCACCAUGGGAGCGGGAUCGGGCUCCAUUCGCGACACCGCAUCCGCUCAUGAUUAUCCCAGUCUGACCAUUUCCGAUGACAUGUCAUUCGAGUUCGGCCAGGAACUGGAGGGCGUUACCACCUAUGAUAACGCCCAUGCCUUAUUUGUGCGCGCCACAUAUUUGGUCUGUCACCGCCUGAUCUCGUCGUGGAAGACGGAUCUCAAUGUUUCGUUGGCCGCCUUGGAGUUGCUGUCUGGACUGGCCAGGCUACAUAUCCGGGAAACAGACACAUUAGUGAAAAUAUACGAAGCUAGUCAGAAUCUAACGAUAAUCUCCUCAGACGCUCUAGAGUGCAAGCGGGCCGUGAAGUGGAUCUGUGACUAUAUCUGCUACCAGUGCUCUCGCCCGCCGCCGGCGCACAGCAAGGAUCUGCACAGCACCAUUGUGGCGGCCUUCCAGUGCACCGCCGCCUGGCUGAUGCAGCAUCCCUAUUUGCUGCAGGACAAGGAUUGCCUGCAAACGGUCCUCGAGGUGGUGGAGCUGGGCAUUUCGGGCACCAAGAGCCAAAGUAAAGGCACGGAUAUACCCAAGUUUAAGGACGAAAAGGAGCUUAAGCCGGCCUCGAUGAGGGUUCGGGAUGCUGCGGAGAAUUUGCUGACCAUUAUCCUAGAGCAAGUGGGUUAUUUCCCCAGCGAAUGUGGGCCGGAGUCCAUAUCCUCGCUGUUGGAUGAGCUGGCGCUCAUGAAGCACUGCAAUUCCAUGGUACCGGCGGCGGCGGCCAGCAGUGAGCAAGCCAUUGCCAAGUUCAAGUACUUUGUCACCGAGAACUCUACCAUACUGGCACUCCUCGAGGAGCCGCUGGGCAAUGACCAGGAUCCCCAGCCAACAGUGACUUUGCUAAUUCGCGGCCCCUUUGGUCGACAUGCCUGGACCAUGCAGCUGCGCCACCUACCGCGUAGUAAAUCUGGAAUUAAAUACCAUGCCGUGAACCCUGGACGACCCAUACCCAUGAACGAUGUGACGCAGCGGCUGGAUUGCGAGCAAAAGAAUUUCCCAGACGGCGUUGACAAGGUACAGCCCUGUGUAGCGGACUACUCCAUACCCACCAUCGAACAAAUGCGGGAGCAAUACGGCACGGCUAGCAUUCGGGAGCUGGAGUCCAUGCUGGAGAACCAAAGCAUACACGAGAAGUUGGCCUGGGCAGAGGCGGACACUAGUGCGGAUAGUUUGUCGCACGCUCAAGAAUGUGUUCCUCCAGCAGUAUGCCACGAGUUCCAUGCGGCACGUCUCUUCCUCUCACACUUCGGAUUCCUGGGAUUCGAGACUCGAAAUCCACACAACCCGGCUGAGGCACUGGGUAACCCGCCACAGCGACCGCUUAUCGUGCUAGACACCAAGUCUACGGCCUUUGCCGCCGAUCUGGAUCGUCUGGAUAAACUGAGUGCCAGGACUCACGACACUGUCUAUGUGUUCUACGUGAAGAGUGGCCAAACGAGUGCCCAGCAGAUCAUCGCCAAUAUGGCCGAGGAGCAGUCCGCCGGUCAUGACCCGCAUUUUGCUAGCAUGCUGCAGACGCUCGGCUGGCCAGUUCAGGUUUCGGAGCACUCUGGCUGGACUGGCUUUGCUCACAAUUCGUGGUCACUGAAGGGAACGCCCGAGGAACAGCUGAAAUCCACUGCCAACGAACUUAACUAUAAUGGCUCGCAGAGGGUGCUGUACUGGGCGGAUGUAUCUUCGGAAAUCGCUUUCGUGGUGCCCACCACGUGGAAUCUGCGGUACAAUAGCGACACAAGCGAUGGUGGCAGUAUCUCAAGCACGGAUCAGAUAAGCUCCAGCAAUGUGUGGGCACGUGGAGAGUCCGAAAGUGCGGCUGUCUUGGCGAAAUCAAAGUCAAGGAAUCUCAGUCUGGAGUUGGACACGAAUCGCAGGGAUGCCAAGGAGCCAGUGCCGCCGACGCGUCGAAAAGGAAAUGUGACGAAGCCCACGUUACUGGCCCAGGCUCCGGCCAAGAUCUUUCUGGUAUGGCUGGAGAGCUACGAGGACUACCUCAACUUUCCUCUGGAGGAUGUGUUAGCCUAUACGCGCACUGGCGAGGAGUUGCAUACACUGCAGCUUCCCCGUGCCUCCGACUGCCACGUGAUCUUCGUGCACUCGCUGCUUUCUGGACUCCUGAGAGUAAAACUGCAGGGUCCUCCGGGAAGGAUGAGCUUCGCUACGCCCCUGGUCGAUGGUAUGGUGCUGAGCCGGCGAGUUGUCGGAAACCUGGUGCGACAGACGGCACUGAACAUAUCACGUCGCCGGCGUCUGGACAAUGACAAUUACCAACCUCCGCAUGUGAGACGACGACUCAAGGUGCAGGACAUCGUCCAGAAGUACAAAAUGGAUCUAAGCGAGGCCGAGCUGCUGGCCCAUCUGUUCCAACGUGCAAUUUAGCCGGAUAUUGAAAGUAUUAUUAACCCGGAUUACUUAGGAUUAGCGCCAGCAAAGUGGUCCCGUCUCUGUCUGUAUUAACGUGUGCUUAACUAAACACCCACAAACUGAUUCGUAAUCGGUGUCCACUGAGUGUUACCCGAAAUACAUAUGUAUAAUCGUAUUCUAACAAUUAUUUUUUGCUAAUAAAUCUAAUUAUACUUUGUAAAAGUAUUUGUAAUAUUA
Messenger RNA from Drosophila eugracilis, 5957 nucleotides. RefSeq names its product ral GTPase-activating protein subunit beta. The transcript is spliced from 16 exons. Gene Ontology annotation, biological process: regulation of small GTPase mediated signal transduction; activation of GTPase activity. Lineage: Eukaryota; Metazoa; Arthropoda; Insecta; Diptera; Drosophilidae. The record is from RefSeq and is a predicted model, not a curated record. Gene Ontology annotation, molecular function: GTPase activator activity. The coding region runs from base 408 to 5735 and encodes 1775 amino acids.